GGCCGGGCCCCGUCCCCUCAGCCCUGUGCCGCUCGCUGCUGGACGGCCGGCGGAGUGCCUCCGCGCCCCUCGGCUGUUCUCGCCCAUCUUAAAGACGAAAGCUGAACGUUGCUUGGAACGUUCAGCUCUGUCCCGCCGCGGUGCGCAGGCGCCUCGGUGUGCUAGGCCUCACUUUCACCCCACAGCACGGCGCGUUAGGGUGUUCAGCAUUUAAAACGUUGACAUUGCGUUUAAAUUAUGAAUACAUCCCUGCUUAAGCCUAUUGCAAAAAAAGCAUAAAAGCUCUAAAACUGAUGAUAUAUGUAGUGAAAGCAGAUACAAAACCACUUGCUCUGUUACCUGCCAGUCCUCAGCUCCUGUGAAUGGUGAGGAUGUCCAAGGAGACAUGUCUCAGAAGCCCUCUUAGUCACGCUGUUUGAGAAGCUAUUAAGUGAAGCAUCCAAGAACACAAGCUUUUUCUAACCUGAACGCAACUCAAUGCAGAAUUAGAAGCAAAAACAGCAAAACUGGUACGUCAGGCUGAAGAAGUAAUGAAAGGCCACCAGGACAUACUCUCUAGACCAGAUUCAGUACAGGCUAAGUCACGUGAAGACAACAGACAGAGAUGUCCACUCUGUCCUGAAGUUUCAUCUCUCACACACUCAUAUGCCAAGCUAGCAAACAAGAAGAAAUCUGCUUCCAUGCCCAUGGCUCAGAACAGACCAUACUCUGGAAGUAAGGGCCAAAGAACAACUUCAAGUUCAAAAGCAAGAAACCUGGAAGUACAAAGUGCUGAUAAUGUUGCAGUGCUGGAGGAUUGCAUCGAUUAUUCUUUAGCAAAAACAAUAAGCAAAAUGGAAGGAAAACUAGAGAAAGGAGGCUUACCAGACUGUCUAGCUGAUGAUACUAUUCCAAGUGCUGGAAAUGAAAUGGGAGCAGAAGCUCAACUCAGAUUUCUUAAGGCAAAGUUACGUGCUAUGCAGGAAGAGCUGGAUAAUGUGAUGAGUGAGUGCGGGAAAAAGGAUGAUGAAAACCAGAAUUUUAAAUCUCGGCUUAAAGAUAUUGAAGAAGAAAACAGCAGACUGCAACGAACCAUCAGCAUGCAACGUUCUCACACAGAAAAGUACAAAAUGUUGUCACAAGAAGCAACCAGAAAAAGUGAGGAGUUACAACAAGAGGUCAUUGCACUAGAAAAGGAACUGAAUAAUCUAAAGCGUGUACAGAAGCAAGCUGUAACCAGUCAGAGUGCAACAGAGGUUCGCUUGAAUAGGGCCCUGGAAGAAGCAGAAAGGUAUAAAGUGGAGCUGAAUAAACUGAAGCAAAGCAACAAGGAUGCAGCUAAGCAAGAACUCAAGACAAUUGAAGCAUUAAAAGCAGAAAACAAGAAACUGCAGAAACAAAAAGACGAGCUAAUUACAGGUUUUAAAAAGCAGAUGAAGUUAAUCGAUAUUUUAAAGAGACAAAAGAUGCACAUCGAAGCUGCCAAGAUGCUUUCUUUUACUGAAGAGGAAUUCAUGAAAGCUCUUGAGUGGGGAAAUUAGUGAUUACAUAAAAAAACAACUUCUCUUUGAAAUACAAGUCAGGUGAUACAUUAUUUUAGUGCUGAAUGCUAGUUAGUAGUUAAUUACUGUAAAUCACAGUGAAUUUUCGUGGUGAUGCUUACUUUUAAAUCCUUUAACUUUUAUAAGCCUGAUAGCUUGUAUUGUAGUAUAACAUGAAACAAAGAUUUCUACGGAAGCUUCAGGCCAAACUCUCCACUUUGUAGUGAGCAAUGCAGCACAGACUGUGGAAGGAAUAUGUCAACUUUGUUAUGUUUGCUUUGUUUUAGAUUUUAGAACUAUAUCUAAGGUAAUAGUCCAAAGGUUUAGUUUCAAAAAAUUCCUUGUUGCAACAGAAAUAAAUUAACCAGUGAUCCAGUUGAAAAUGUCAUGUCCUUUUAAAAACACUUAGUUGGAAAGCUGUCCUUGUCUGUUCUCUUUAACAGAUCUCCUCUCAAAGCUAGUUGGUCUAGCAUUGCACUUAGGUACUGACAGUGCUUUUAAAGAAAUUAUCUUAACUUAUUUUUGCUGUUACAUCUUACACCCUGCCUGGCAAACACAUCCAUGAAACAUGCCCUACUACCCAGAUAGACUCUGUCAUCUGACACACCUGUAUUGUAUAAAGUCACUACUUCAGUCAAGUGAAAACACUACAUCAUUUCCUGGCCAUCAGCUACUGUUUCAGCGUACAGUCAGGAGUGAUGACUCCAUGUUCACAGGCGCUCUACAACCAUUACAUCCUUAAAGAUUUCAUAUAAUCAUUAUUGUCAAGAACUAGAUAAAAGUUUGAGUGCAGAUGAACUGACUAUAUCCAUCUGUACAAUAGUGAACAGGAGCAAUAAAGGCCUGUGCUGCUUGUGCAAACCUCUGUCAAACCUCAGCUAUUUCAAUGGAUUCCUCCCUCAAAGUAUUUGAAUAAGAGCAUGGCCUGUAAAUAUUAAGUUUAGGCACUGAAAGAAAGGUAUAAAUGAUGAUUCUGACCUCAAAAUGGAAAAGUGUCUCUGGUUAGAUCCUACCAGCAAAGUAACAUGAACUAACAGUGAAAGCAGUAACAAAGACCUACCCCUUUGAGAUAAGUGACAUUUAGAUGAUUAUUUUCAUAGUGUAAUACCAGGGCAGAUUACAUCUUUAAAUUACAACCAGAAACAGUAAGUUGAGAGAAUCUUAUGGCCCAUACUGAAAUACAUGUGAAUUUACAGUGGCUUGGAUUUCUACAGAGUUGCUGAGAAAAUGCUUCUAACAUUGCUACAUCAUGAGCUGACAAUGAUUGAGAACACCCUAAACAGUUUAUUGAUGGAAAAUGCAAGUACAGCAUACAUUUAAAUCUAACUAAUUGCUCAUUGGUUUAGAACUCCAGUCUUAAAAUGGAGACUUGUUGUCAUAGCCAAAGGAGUUCCCCACUGUUAACAGCAAAUGGGAAUUUUUAUUAGCAAUCAGGUGACACCUAGUGGCAAGCCAGGAGAUGGGACGGGGACUUGUUCAUCUCUCUUCUGAAAACGUAUUACCUCUUCUCUUCUGAUAAGCCAAUCUGAAUUCCUCUCCAAGCAUCUCAACAUCAUCCUCACCUCUGAGUAUUCCCUGCAAUAAGGGGGAAGAAACACAGGUCGUAUGGUAAAACAAAGCAGAGAGAUGACCAUGGAUCUUGUGAAUGUGGUAGCUUGUACCCAUGGUACCAGUGUUACCUUUAAAGAAACAGCCCUGAAAACCAUCACAAAACUUCAAUGGAUGAGUCUCACACUGGCCUACUUGGUGCUGGCCUAGAAGGACCCCGUUUGUCCCUCACACAAAUAAUGAUGAAACCCCCGGCGAGAUUCCAAUGUGAGCACUACGCAGGAGACAACAUUCUCUGCAUGGUCUUUCCAAUAACAGCCACUAUAGCCAGCACAGCACCCAUGCAGCUUCAACAGCACCAAACAACUUCCUCGAAGAGAGUCCCUUGCUGGGGUGGCUCCAGUUCCACCUUCGGCUGAGCUGAAAUUAGCCCAUAAAAUAAAUUUUUCUGAAAAUCACCUAAGACUGAACAACUUAAUCUGAA
This is a messenger RNA of Colius striatus (speckled mousebird), 3552 nucleotides long. It is a transcript of the gene TEX9, whose product is annotated as testis expressed 9. NCBI's taxonomy places the organism in Eukaryota, Metazoa, Chordata, Aves, Coliiformes, Coliidae. The transcript has 11 exons. Bases 531 to 1520 code for a protein of 329 amino acids. The record is from RefSeq and is a predicted model, not a curated record.